Messenger RNA from Anthostomella pinea, 291 nucleotides. The record is from the annotation of a GenBank genome assembly. Lineage: Eukaryota; Fungi; Ascomycota; Sordariomycetes; Xylariales; Xylariaceae.
AUGAUGAUGAUGAAGUCCCUCCUCCUGCAGGCCAUGGCCGUCCUGGCAACUCAGCCCUUCCUCGCCCGAGCCCAAGAAGACGAAGGUGGAAUCACAGAUUCACCCGAGGACUACAACAACGUAUGUCUGGGUCGCGCCGACAAAUACAUGUGCAACCUUGACUACACCACCAUAAUCGAGUGCCGCAACCAGGAAACCGUCCUCAUCUUCGACUGCGCCCCGUCGGGCUUGGUGUGCAGUAUGCUCGUCGACACCCAUCACCCCCCCUAUUGCGUCGCUGCUCCAGCUUAG